AUGAGCGAGCAACCCACCAGCACAGCGAUAUCGUCCUGGGCGCGCCGCUACAUCGAAACCUUCAAUCUUGCUCUGGUCCCGAUUGAACCGGGCGAAAAGGGUCCGAAGGGUAAGGGUUGGAACAAGCCGGGCGGCUACAUCACCGACCCGGUCGCCGCCGAAGCAUUCUGGCAACGCAAUCCUAAUCACAAUCUGGGCGUAGUGCUCGGGCCAAGCCGUGUUUGCUCGUUGGACGUUGACGAUGUGCAGUGGACGCGGUUUGUAUUGUUUGAUCAGAUGGGCCUUGAUCUGGAUGCCAUGGCAGUGGUCUAUCCGACCAUCGUUGGCAACCCGCUGCGGUUCCGUGUGCUGUUCAAGAUGCCCGACGACAUUGAGCUGACGCGCCACUCGCUUUCGUGGCCCAAUGAAAAAGACCCCGAUGGCUCGAUUCACAAGGCGUUGAUGGCUCGGGCUAAGGCGGCGAAAGAGCUGGGUGAUGCUGUUGAUGAGGCCGCAGCGCAAACCGAGGCCGAGGAAUACAAGCGCUUCACGGUGUUUGAAUUGCGUGCAGGCCUGGUGCAGGACGUUUUCCCGCCAUCGAUCCAUCCUGACACGGGAAAACCCUACGCCUGGCGCACGCCGCCGAACGCAGCUGAAGGCCUGCCGGUUCUCACCAAUGAGCUGCUGAACAUUUGGCAGAAUUGGGACGUCUUCAAGCGCAACGCCGAGGCCGCGUGCCCAUGGGCGCCAAAGCCCAAGAAGCCUGCCGCGAAGCCCGUCAAGCGUGCAGCGCCAGCUGGAGAUAAGCCGUCGGUGAUCGACGAGUUCAAUCGUUGCCACGAUGUUGAGGAACUGUUGCGCGCCCACGGCUACAUCAAGCGGGGUAACAAGUGGUUGUAUCCCCAAAGCAGCACCGGGCUACCAGGUGUGACGGUCACCGAAGGCAAGGUCUAUUCCCAUCACGGCGCCGAUCCGUUGGCCAACGGUCACCAGAAUGAUGCUUUUGAAGUCUUCUGCCUGCUGGGCCACGAUGGCGAUCAGUCGAAAGCCGUGAAGGAUGCCGCCCGCAUGCUGGGCAUGCAGCAUUCCUCACGCCCGAACCCUCAGGAACUUCCCCCAACCCCAUCGGCGGAUGCCAGCGAGCAGGACUCCAGCGCGCCAGUGCUGCGCAGGUACGUACUGGUCGAGGGCACCACGCAAGUGUGGGAUCUCGACAAGGCACGGACGAUGAAGAAAACCGCGUUUGAGGCCCGUGUCGGGAAACCUCUGGCGAAACAGUGGAUGGAUGACACCCAGAAAAAGCUGAUCUCGGACGAUAAGGUCAAAGAGAUCGAGCAGGCCCGCAAGAUGGCGGGCAAGAAGGGUGGGGCGCUGAACCUUGAGCCGAUCGAGCGCUAUGUCUAUAUCGACGGUACCAAGGAUGUUUGGGACCGAGAGAAGAAGCGCCGUGUGCCAGAGGGCGCCGUCAAGAUGGCCCUCGGCGAUAUGUACGGCAUGUGGUUGAACAGCCCGGAUCGCCGCGUGGUUGACGUGGAGAACAUCGUGUUCGACCCGACGAUGACCAAAGACCCGAACGUCUAUAUCAACACCUUCGACGGCCUGCCCAUGGAACCGAACCGCGAUGACGCGGCGUGCGAGAAUCUGCGGUGGUUGAUCUCUUUCCUGUGCAACCACGACAAAUCGUCGAGCGAUUGGUUGCCCACUCGACUAUGGAAGGCUCGGGUAAAAAGCCUGCUGUUCGCCGACGCCUUCGGGCUGCUGUAUGGCCAAUACGCGGCCACGGUCGGGCAGACACAGCUGGAAAGCAACUUCAACGCCUGGCAAAGCCGCAAGUUGUGGGCCGUGUUCGAAGAGGUAGUCAGCCGUGACCAACGUUACAACCAGGUAGGAAAGAUCAAGCACCUGGUGACUGGCAAGACGGUGCGUAUGGAAUCGAAGUUCAUCAACGGUUGGGAAGAAGCCAACCACAUGAAUGCCGCCUUCCUCAGCAACGAGAUUAUGCCCUGGCCCAUCUCGCCGAGUGAUCGGCGAAUGUUGGUUCUAUGGCCAAUGGAGACGCUACCGGUAGAGCGUCAAAAAGCUGUGGGCCGAGAGCUGGAGAAUGGUGGUGUCGCGGCGCUAUACGCCUGGUUGUUGUCCAUUGAUCUUGGCGACUUCGAUCAACGCACAAGGCCUCCCAGCACUGAUGCGCGCGAGCGGCUGGUGGCCCUGAGUAGGGCGAGCUGGCAGACUUUCCUGUUCCUCUGGCAAUACGGCGAACUCGGGCGCGAUAUGUGGGGCGCCUGUUUGUCUAGCGACCUGUACGCGAUGUUCCUAGAGUGGUGCCACCGCAACAAAGAGCAUGUGAUGAGCCAGACCAAGUUUUCGCUUUUCAUCAGCUCGGAGGUGGACAAGACCCGGGCCAUCCCAUGGACGGAUGGCAGCAACCGCAAGUUUGCGGCCUUCUUCUUUCCUCGGGGUGAGGGCGCUUCCCAGCCCCCAUCAGUCAGUUCGGCCGAUCUGGGGAAGGCCGUGGUCGCCUGGCGGGCAGCGGCGCGCCUGGCGGGGUGGAACGUCGACAACUGGGACCACAUUAAGGCUGCUGCAGCA
Molecule: messenger RNA, 2568 nt
Organism: Mesorhabditis spiculigera
Lineage: Eukaryota; Metazoa; Nematoda; Chromadorea; Rhabditida; Rhabditidae
Source: the annotation of a GenBank genome assembly